Rhodotorula toruloides NP11 is the source of this 2817-nucleotide messenger RNA. Its product is annotated as C6 transcription factor. Gene Ontology annotation, cellular component: nucleus. The transcript has 14 exons. The record is from RefSeq and is a predicted model, not a curated record. Gene Ontology annotation, biological process: regulation of DNA-templated transcription. Gene Ontology annotation, molecular function: zinc ion binding; DNA-binding transcription factor activity, RNA polymerase II-specific. NCBI's taxonomy places the organism in Eukaryota, Fungi, Basidiomycota, Microbotryomycetes, Sporidiobolales, Sporidiobolaceae. Bases 1 to 2817 code for a protein of 938 amino acids.
AUGCCUUUCGGCGGUGAAGGUGCAGCCGACCCACAGCACGGCGACACGGCGCAUCGCCAGCGCCCGCCAUCGGUUCCGCCCGCGGCCGCCGUCGUCCAGCAUCCGCCCGUCUACACUCCGUACCAGUUCGCAUCCCCUGCCGACUCGCCUGCCCUCGCGUCGUACGGCCAGCACUACCAUGGACUCGCUUACCCGCCGCACCAAGCCCCGCAGGCGAUGCACGCCGCACACGCAGCCGACGAACCUGCCUUUCGCUCGCCAACCUUGACCAGCCGCACUCCCACCGCCGAGGGCCGCGCAAACGCCCCAGAGAAGCCAUACAGCAGGCAGGAAGGGCGUGUAGCAGCGAGCGAGCCCCGGAGCGGGAAGGAAGAGGUCGUUGGCACCGCCGCCUCGACCUCUGGAACGGCGCCGCCGAAAAUCGUCAAGAAGGCGGACAGGUCCUGCAAGAAGUGCCGCGAGAGGCGAGUUCGUUGCGGCCGAGAGUAUCCAACCUGCUCUCGCUGCAAGAAGCGGCGCGAUGCGUGCUCGUACGGCGAAGGGGUGUUUGUGGAAGAGGUGGUGGAAGGUUCGGACCAACAGCGGAUAGCGGAACUCGAGAGCAAGAUUUCAUCGCUUCAGAGUCAGCUCAAAAGCACGAGCUCGUUCAUACCCUCCCGCUCCUCCUCGAACUCGACGUCCCCCCUCGCAACCGUCUUGUCCUCGGACAAUCUCCCAGACGCCAUCUCGCGACCCAUCAUCGACAGUCUCAACCCGAUCGAGCAGUCCUCGCUCGUCUACUUCCUCGAAACUGAGGCGAGGACGGAGCCUGGGCGGAUGGACGCGAAUAUGGGCGGUGGCUCGGACGGCAACGGUUUGGCGGAGGCGAUCACGCGGCAUCUUCUCGACGCCGCCUGCCGAGCCUGCGACUCGAAGCUCCCUGGCCUCGCGAACCUCGUCGCGCGAGUCGACUUCUACAAGACCCACCUCCGCGAGCUCGAUGCAUCAGGACGCGUCUCUGUCGCCGUUUUGUGCGCCCUCGGAGCCCGCACUUCUCCUCACCACACUCUUUUCGGCAUCUCUUCGGUCCAAGGCGUCGACGGCUCGCCCAGUCCUUCACUAUUCGCGGCGGUCGGCUCGAGGCGCGAGAACCUGUGUCGCUCGCUCGAGUCGCAGGCACGCGAGACGGCUUGGGCGACGGGGCUGUUUCGAGACCAGUCGUACGAGGGUCUCGAGGCGCUCGUUGGGCUCAUGGUGCUGUCGAUGCACGAGGAGAAUGAUCUCGAGGACACACGCUUCCUCGUUCGACAAGCGGUCGGCACCUUCCUCGACAUCCGACAUGCCGAGUUGCGGAACGGCAAGAGCUCGACGCUAGGACCGACGAUGGGAACGGCUAUCUUCAUGGUCGAUGCCUACGUCGCCGUCCGCACCGGUCGCGUCAGCCUCAUCACGCCCGGCGAGCUGCAAGAGUUCUGGUCGACAGCAGGCUUCGACGUGCCAGACUUGGUCAGCCCGUGCGUCACAAACAUAGUCCAGCAAGUCGCGGAUCAGCCGGUCAUCACCUGGGAGGCGGUUCAGGACGUCACGACUAUCAUUUUCAACUACACGCUCGCUUGUUACCGCGUUUUCGCUCAGGUCGUUGGUCCCGUCCAAAAGCCCGACUCGUCUUCCCUCCUCGGCUUCAUCCGCAACCUCUGGCACCUUAUCGACCAGAUUCACAACGCCAUCCAGCGCUUCCAGCAACGCCUCGUCUCGCUCACGACGCCCAUUUCAGGCGCAAACGACGACCCGCACGGAACGGACCACGCCAUCCUCCUCGCCGUCUGGGCCGACGACAUGCUCGUUAAUCUCGUCGGGCUCGUGCACCUGUAUUUGAUGCGGGAUCGGAACGGCGGGCAGUAUGGUCCAGAGCGCGAGGGGGAUGAGGAGCUGGAAAGGACAAGGGCAGAGUCGAGCAUGAGGGUGUUCAAGUGCCUCAAGUUGCUUGCCUUCUACUGCCAGCUCUACUGCAACUCGGAAGACCGUCACAACGUCAUCCACCUCCUCAUGCACCUCGUCCCGCUCUCGAACUGGACGUCGCUCGUCGCCAUGCGCAUCGGCCAGCCUGGUGGGCCGCUCAACGAGGAGUUCGAGAUUACGGAGGAAGAGCUCGACUGGUUCCGCAUGGCUCUCGAGCUCAGCCUGUUCUACAACCCUCAGCUUUCUUCGACACUUCGCGCUCUCAACAACGCCCGUCAGUUGUACAUACAGCGCGGCGGUCCGCCUCCUGCCCCGCCUCCGCCUCCCUCCGUCCCUAACGGCCCGGCAUCCUACCCUUCCACGGCUCACUCGAACGUACACACGCCCGUUCGAGCCCAGCAGGCAGAUCCGGGCUCUUCCCCCAAAACGAUGCCGGCCAGCCUCCAAUUUGCCUACCCUCAGCUCGAUCAGCCGCAUCAGCAUCCGCAUCAACCUCAGCAUCCGCAGCAUCCGCAGCAUCAGCAGCAUCAGCAGCAGCAGCAGCAGCAGCACGACCAACCGUACCGGUCUCAGUCCUUCCACAUGUUCGAUUUCCCUGAGCACAUACAACUCGACCAGCGACCGCCGGUGCCCGCCCUUCCUCCUCCGCAUCGCGAUCACCCUCUCCCCUUCGCGCUCGACCUCGACGCGCAACUCGGGCACCCAGGCUUCGCAGAUGGCGCCGGCGAGGAUCCUGCGGCAGGAGGUUCCGACGUCCGCAGCGCGUUCAGGUCGAUCGACUGGGCCGACUUGUCGCUCACGCCGGCGCCAGCAGUCGGGUCCGAGGGCAGCAGUAGCUCGAUCGAAGAAUGGCUGAAGCGGCCGCGCAGGAACUCGUAA